This is a messenger RNA of Alnus glutinosa, 1572 nucleotides long. RefSeq names its product UPF0481 protein At3g47200-like. The record is from RefSeq and is a predicted model, not a curated record. Lineage: Eukaryota; Viridiplantae; Streptophyta; Magnoliopsida; Fagales; Betulaceae. The transcript has a single exon. The coding region runs from base 1 to 1572 and encodes 523 amino acids.
AUGGGAAGCAAUUUUGUUCAAGGAGAAGCCAGUCACAUCGUCAGUUUUGAUGAAUACCAAGAGGAGUACUUCAGCAAUAUUGAACACCCUAUGUCCGGACGCACCUCAAGGUCAGGAAGCGAAACCCCGAUGGUAAGCCAGCGUCAAGAUGGGGUCGACGAGGGCCUUAAUGUAGACCACUCUAUGUCCAGACACACCUCAAGGUCAGAAAGCAACGCCACGAUAGAAAGCCAGCGUCAAGAAGGGGUCGACGAGGGCCUCCUACAGAUGAUGAGAAACAGGAUCUCCAUGACUGCCCCAUUGUUACGUAGAGAACCCGCCGCCGGUGAAAACCCUUGCAUCUUCAGGCUUCCGCAGCGGUUCAAGAACAUCAACGGUAAGUCGUACGAGCCGCAGAUGGUCUCCAUCGGACCGUACCACCGCGGCAAGCCUCACCUCCACAUGAUGGAGGAGCACAAGUGGCGGUGCCUCGCCUACAUUCUCAAGAGGCCCCAAGACCUAAAGGUCUACUUGGAUAGCAUACUUCCACUUGAAAAGAAAGCCAGAGAGUGUUAUUCCGAAACCAUCAACCUCAGUACCAGUGAGUUCCUCCAAAUGAUGGUUCUUGAUGGUUGUUUUAUUUUAGAAUUGCUUCACUUUCUUUACUCGGUGGAAAUCGAAGAGACACGGGAAGUUAAACGCCACCCUUUUGCCCGGAUGAGGAGGGUAAUAUUACUGAACAUCUACGGGGACUUGCUCUUUCUUGAGAAUCAGAUCCCAUCUUUUGUUCUGCAAGAGUUAUUUCUACUUUCAAGGAUGACUUGGCACGGUACAGAUCAGUCUUUGUCCUUUAUCGGCAUAAAAGUUUUUUCUGCGAUACUGGGAAUUCGAUACAACGGAGACAAGUCCCGGCUCCACGAUCUCAGAUUCUUGCAUUUACUGGACAUGGUUCGGUCAAUUUUUAUACCACCCGAUCAUGAAGCAAUGCUUCAGGAUCGUGAUGAAGGAUUCCCACUAGAGUACUGGUACAAACCAUUUGAUACUAUUCCCAGUGUCUCGAAGCUCCGCCGUGCGGGGAUUAAGGUCAAUCCGCGUAAGGACUACUUGUUGGUGGCUGAAUUCCGAGACCGUGUGAUUGAGAUACCCAAUAUAAUUCUCAAUGAUUUCAUGUGCUCUUUCCUGGUGAACUGCGUUGCGUUUGAGCAACGCCACAGUAACAGUUCCAAGCACUUCUCCGUCUACGCCCUUUUGUUGGGCUGCCUUGUAAACACAGCCGGGGAUGUCGAGUACCUUUGUGACCGCCACGUCAUUGACAAUUACAUUGGGACGGACGCCGAGGCUGCGUGCUUCAUCAACAUUUUGGGAAAGGACUUGACCUUUGAUAUUGAUUACAUUAAUUUGUGGAGCUUGUUCUUCAAUGUUAACGAGUAUUAUCAGAAUAGGCUCAAUAGGCAGUGGACGAGCUUCAAGCGUGAGUAUUUUGACAAGCCAUGGUUGUGGAUUUCAGCAUUGGUUGCCCUGGUGCUAUCCGUGCUUACAUUUUUGCAGACCUACUACACCAUCUAUGAUCAUUAUGUACAUCCUAAAAACUAA